Molecule: messenger RNA, 7002 nt
Organism: Cinara cedri
Lineage: Eukaryota; Metazoa; Arthropoda; Insecta; Hemiptera; Aphididae
Source: the annotation of a GenBank genome assembly
CAGAUCUGUAUCACUAAUCACAAUAUUAAUAUUAUAACUGCUGUCACGGAUCUGCCACAAUCAUGAUUUUCGAUUUGAAAUUAAUGAAAUAUUUACCCUUCCUGACCGGUUGUAAUUUUCAUUACACUUAAGUGUUGCAGCCGACGACGGCAGUGUAUAGUACCGUGGCUUUACUAGUGACUGCCCAAUACCUAUGCGGUAGGUAAACCGCCCGUCUGUGUGUUUUGGUUUACGUGUUCGUUGUUAUACGAUUACCGACUUAGUGAAAUGGCUUGCAACCAAGACGAUUUCGUUCAGAGCAUAUUCUGUCCGCACGUAGCCGUCCUGUGUUCGGACAUGGCACUAGAGAUAUGUCGAAAAAACAAUUUGAACUUUUGCGAACUGCUGUACCCGUUCGCACUACUGACUGAUGGUAAGAAUAAUUUACUACCCAACACCCUUCAUAAUAAUUAUGUUCUAGAUGCUCGUAUAGAUUAGUUGUUAAUAAUAUGUUGUGCUUAGUAAAUUUCAAAGAUGCCAAUGGUAGCACAAUAAACGUUCCCAACCUACGGAUCGCAUUUUCCAACAUGAACAGCCAACCUUUGCCUAUAACCAAGGAAAGAAGCCGUUUAUACGAUUCUGUAAACAUUUCAACUGAAACAAACAACACUAUAGUCAAAAUUGGUGAAUUAAUCAGAUAUUGGUAUUAAUUUUCUGUUGAUUGCCAGACAUUUAUAUUAAUUUACUCUACAGGCGGACGGGAACUUACAAUACCUGAAAAUACACCAUGGUUUACAAAGUGGAGGACAACAUUUUUACAAGUUCAAAAUGUUUCAGACCAUGAAUAUACAAGACAUUUUUUAGGAUGUAUCCUUUUCAAAUUUAAAUUUACAUUUAAUUUUUUUCUAUUCUAAAACAAAUUUUUAUUGCUACUUCAAUAAAUCAGGUAUAAUGGUGAUAAGUUCUUGUGACGAAGAACAAGUCAAAGUUUUAACACAACAAGUGCAACAAUCAAUUCUGCCAAAUCAAAAUCAAUUCCCUAAAUGGUUUCACACUACAGUACUAAGAUAUUAUGUAGUUUUACAUGAGAGUUUAAAUCCAGACUUGACUGUGUAAGUACAUAAUUUUCCAUACAUUAAACUGGUGUAUAUAUAUUGUAUGACAUAAAAUUAUAAAAUCAUUCUAAUUUAUAUUUUAGAGCCAAUAAAAUUAUUGAAACAUUACAAUCAACAUACGGCCAUAGUAGUUGUCACCUUCUUAGAUUAAAUUCUUGUAAAGAUCCUAAAACGGAGUUUACUGAAGAAAUUUGGGAUUAUUUGAAUAAUUCUUAUUACUUGGAUAAUAGUAUAGACCAAAGUCAAGAUCAAAGUGGAGAAUUUGAAAAUAGUUUGAAUUCUGUAGAUAGUUCUUUAGUGCAUCCAUUAAGUCCACAUGAAUUUAACAAAAAUGUAAAUAGCGAAUUAAAAGUGGACAAUAAAAAAACGUAUGGUGCUUAUUUAGAUGAAAGUGACUUUAGUAAUAUAAAAGAGUUAAUCAAACACUUCGUUUCAAGAUCGCUUAUACCAUAUAUUGAAUCUCAAAUACAAUCAUUAAAUGAAUCGGUAUACUUAUAUAUUUAAUAAUACUAACUCAAUGUAAUUAAUUUUUAUACCUCUUAAGUAUUUAUUUUACUUUUAGGUAACAAAUAAAAAAGGUGUUAGUCGUUCGCUCCUGAGUGCCACGAAAAGAUGGUUCAGCACAAAUAAACCUACUGCCGCAGCCACUCCAGCUACAGUAGUGUCAGUGAAACAUAACAGAAAUUGUUUAAAAAAUAUAUUAACAAAAUGUUGUUUAUUUAGUUAUACUAAUGAUUCACCAGAACUUCAGACUAGGCGUUUAGCUGAUUUAUACAUGAUUUUGGGAGCCUGGUCUCUUGCUUUUCCAUUAUACCAAAGUGCAAAAAGAGAUUUCAGUGCAGAUAAUGCUUGGUUGUUGUACAGUGGUGCUAUUGAAAUGGCUGCUAUUUGUGGUUUAAUGUGUCCUAGUGUAUGCGAUACUCGAAAAGCUAUAGAAUAUGCUAAUGAGAGUAUAUUGACUUAUCUGAAUACUUGCAGGUCUAUAAUACAAAUAAUGUUUUAUUUCUUUAAGUGACUAACAGAUUAUUUUUUACUGUACAGGACUCCGCAGUUUGCCACUAGAGCUACAUUACUUUUAAGUGAAUUGCUUGUAAGUCGGGAAAUGUAUGGAGAGGCAGCAAAAAUGUUCAUUCAGAUGACGAAUGAAGACUCAGAUUUACGUAGUGCUUUACUUUUAGAACAGGCAGCAUAUGCUUUCCUAAAAUCACAAAAACCACCAAUGUUACGGAAAUAUGCUUUUCACAUGGUGCUGGCUGGACAUAGAUACUCAAAAGCGUCACAGAAAAAACAAUCGCUUAGCUGUUACCAACAAGCUUAUCAAGUAUGAUUUUCUUCAUAAUUUCAAACUCAAAACGGACUAUUUGAUAUAAUUAUUAUCAUUGUUAUAGGUAUUUGAAGAUACACAUUGGUCAUUUGCCGAAGACCAUAUACAAACUGCAAUUGGUAGACAGGCAUCAUUUCUGAAACACAUUAAACAAGCUGCUGAAGCAUACUCCAAAUUACUGGCCAGAGCUUCCAGUCAACCUCCAGAACACCAAUCUACAAUAUUAAGAGAUUAUCUUAAUAUUAAAAUGGUAUAAUAAACGGUAUUUUCUGAAUUUACAUUAUCUCCAAUGGAUUUAUUUUUACAGGAAUAUGCUGCUGAGAAAAAUGAUUCAUCGGUCAUUGAUUUAGCUUUACCACUCAUUGAUCAGAAAAAAAUCAAAGUUCUAUUGAAUGCAGACAGCAUUAUCACUAAAGAACAUUGUUUUGAUGAAGACUUGUUGGACACUAGGUGGUAUAAAAUGGAAGAAGAUUUGAUUACAGAGGCUCGAGGAAUACCUCCAUUAAUAUUUAAACCGACUUUUGCCUUUUAUGGUAGUAAUGAUACAAUUAAACAACUAUUGUAUGAAAAUGGUAAGAUCAUUUUUUCUAGUUUUUGGACUUAACAAUUUACAGUUGUCAUACUUACAGAAUUGGUACAAGUACAAAUGACAUUAUCAAAUCCUUUAAACAUAUCAUUGUGUAUUGAAAAUUUAUCAUUGACAUACUUUUUUGAUAAAGGGUUAUCUUUAGUAGAACCUCAAGUGUUAGAUGAACUUUUAUUAGCACCUUCAAGUACAACUCAAGUAACUUACAUUAAUCCAAAAAAAACAUUUUAGAAUAUUAUUAUAAAACCUCUUUUUUUUAUUAUUUUGAAGGUUAUUCUUGGUUUGAAAACUAGAAGUAUUGGGAAUCUAACUGUAACUGGUGUUCAAUUUAGCUUAGUGAUUCCAUCUGUUAUGAGUGACGACACAGUCAAACGAAUAAUUAAUGGUUGGCAAAGUUUUGAAAAGUUGAGUUCUAUGCAAUUUAAUGUUCAACCACAAACUUCUUCUUUAAAGGUAGUUCAUAAUUAAUUUACAAGUAUUUAGCUUGGAUAUUACUAUAGGGAAAAUAAAUCAAUUUGUAGAACAUAAGUUAAAAAUGUUUCUUCCUGUAACAUUCAAAUUUGUAUAAGAAAUAAUUAAUUUGUUUAUUCAUAAUUAUAAUGUUAUAAUUAUGUAGUUAAGUCUGUAAUCUAUACAUAUUUCAGAAUAUAAUAUAAUUGAAAUAUUAAUAACAAUUACUACAUUUUUUUAAAUUAGUAAUUUGUAAAUAAAUAUUUUUGACUUAAAAAGUUGAUCACAAUAAUUUACAAAACAUAUUAUAAAUUAUUAUAUUAGCAAAAUGUGUAGAGUAAUUACACAAAUAUAUAAAGGUGAACACAUUUUAAGUCAGUAUAUUUUAAAUGUAUAAUUAAACUAACUUAAUUCACAAAUAAAUUUUUCUUACUCAAAAUGCUAGUCAUGAACUAGUAAUUGUUUUAUUAAAAUUAAUUUUGUUAUUAUUUGCCAAAUAUUAACAGCCAAAGUAAUCAUACUAUGUUUUAUGUAACAUUUUAUUUAUUUUUAUAACAAAUUCCAUUCAAUGCAAAAUGAUUAUUGUUCAUUUAUUAUUUUUUUUUUUUUACAGUAAAAAUGUCUCAUUUUUUUAUUACAAUAAUAGUUUAACUUCACUAGCUAAUAUUAAAAUUAUUUAAUAUAAAUUAAUACAUAAUUAUAAAUUUGUACUGUACUUCGCUCUACGAGAGACUGCACCUCCAUUGCACAUCACUAUUGGUGCUCAUUGUGUUGUUAUAGUUAGAUUUUAUGAUGGGGCAUGCGCAAAAAUAUACACUUUAUGAUCGCCUUUCUGGGUGAAGUCUCUUGUGGUGCAAAGUAUAUAAGUAAAUUUACUUUAAAAAAAAAUUAUUUUCUCCUUGUAAAUUAAUACAACUGACUUCACUAUUCUAAUAAUACUAUUUUAAUAAUUUUUAAUUAUCCAUGAUUAUUGUUAAAAGAUUUUACCAUUUCAUUUUCAUGAUUUUAGGUUGAUUUUGUGGGAAAUCAAGUGAACACGUUGAUUGGUGAAAUGAAUGUCUUGCAUUUAACAUUGGAAAAUAAUGGUGCUCUACCAUUGCAUAAAAUAUUUGUUUCAACUUCAAUAGAAGAUUCAUUUUUCUCAGAAUCUAGUCAUUCUUGUAAAAACAAAAAAGUUCGAAGUUUAUCAUUUAAAAUGCCACCAAAUUCAAAAAAAACUGUGGAAUUUUGCUUUAAUAGCCCUGAUACUGAAACAUUUACUUUAGAUUUGUUAUUUUAUUAUGAAUCUCAAAUUGAAACUAAAAAACAAGAAUAUAAAUUAUGCAGGGCUAGCUGGGUGAUGACAGCCAAACCUUGUGUUAGAUUAUCAGCAUCUGCAUUACUUGCAAACCAGAAUAGUGAAACACUCAAUCUUAAAACAAUUGUUCAUAAUUUAUAUAAAGUAAUAUUUAAAUUUAAAAAUUCCAUUCUUACCUAAUAAUUUUUUUUUUCUGUUUAUUUUACAAUAAAUUAUUUCAGGGAAAUGAAGUCGAGCAAGUAAAAUUAAAGCAAGUAUUCUUGUAUAGUCCAGAAUGGAAACUAUCAAAAAAAAUUUACCCUCGAGGAAAUAUAAAAGAUUUGGAUCAACAACAAUCGUGUCAUCUAUUCUUACAAGCUUGCCGAACAAAUGAAAACAAUAGUAUCUCUAAAAUUAAUUUUGAUAAUGAACAGUUUGCAAAUGAUGACAUGUGUGUGAAGUUUGUAUCAAUAACCAAAUCUUCAAAAGAAAGUAAAAUACCAAAAUUUGAUAGACAUAAGGUUCACACAGAAGUAUUAAAAUGUAUCGAUCUCGUUUUAGCCAUUUUAUGGCAGGUAAUUUGAUAUUAUGAUCUUUACUUUGAUAGUUUUAUUUUAUAAUCUACUAUUCUGUUAUAUGUUUAGGUUAUAAUCAAAGAUCAUUCAAAUCAAUUGAGAAUUAUUUGUGGCAUUCACAGGGUUUCUUUGACCAAAUUAAAUUCAACUGUUGCUUGGCCUGAAUUUGGAAGCUUAGAUUCAAUGAAAAAUAUUUCCAAGCCCAUAGGAAGGUUAAAAAUAUUUGGACCUGAUCGUAAUAUACAUCCAUAUGAUGGGACACCUUUACUUAAUGAUACAAUAGGAUUAUUAGAAUCGCCCAUGAAUCGGUUGCUCAACAUUGCUUUAUCACAUCCUAGUACUAUUACACAUUCCUUUAUUAAUAAUAAGUAAGAUUCACAUAUUUUAUUGUUUUUAAAUAUUUAUAAUGUUUUUAUAUAAUGUGCAUUGUUAUAAUUUUAAACCAAUAUCGUUCUCAUUUAUAGAAUGUGCAUUGUAUCGGUACUUAUUAUACUUAAAAACUGUGUGGAGUAUAUAAUUGAAGUUAAAAUUGAUACGGAUAUUGGAAAUUCAAAGUAAGUAAAUUUACUAUUUAGUUGUAUUUUUUCGUCUUUAAAAUUAAUAUAUGUAUAAAUUAUAAAAAUAAGAUCUUGGCUGCUGACUUGUUCUUACUGACUUUGUUAUAAUUAUCGGCCAAAAGUAAAAAAAUUAUUAAUAUUAAUUUAACCGGGUAUUUUUAAUUUUAAUAAAUACUGUGGACGCCUUUUCAAAGACUCAUGGGUAUAAGAUUCAGUCCCUUAUAAGACUCAAAAUCACUUGGAACAGUCCAGACAUAUUCUUUCCCCACUUCAUCUAUAAGGUUCAUUCGGUUAUAAGACUCACUUUGUACUGGUUCCAAAGUGCGUCCUAUAAGUGGUGCCCACUUUACUUGAUUGCAAUGUUAUAUUGUGAAUAAAAUCAUAUUUUUUGUAAGUCAUAAUUUCAAAUAUCUAUUGAAUCUUACUUACAUGUUUAGUAACUAUAGUAUUCUAUGCUCCAAAGCGCAAAAUAUAAUACAAUGCUUGUAGAUAUUAAAAAUAUUUUUCAAUUUUGUGUAAUAAUGUAUCGUAAGUUAAAAAAAAAAAUAAAGAAUUAUUGAAGAGUUUUGAAAAUCUUAAUUUCAAUAAUCUGCAGAUAUAUAUAUAAGUAAAUCAAUCAAUCAACAAAAAGUUAAAUCUUAUAUGAUGAUUGCUUAAUUGAACAAUUAAGCAAUAUGAUUAUUUAAAAUUAUUGUAUAUCAAUGUAUUUUUUAAAUUAAUUAUUUUAUAUUCUAUUUCUGUUAAUUCAUUUUUUUUUUCAUUUAGGUCGGAUGUAGACAAUCAACAUUUUUGUUGGAUUGGAGUGACUAGUCCAAAGCCAUUUUUAUUGCCAGUGUCAGCAACUCGUACAAUUCACUUAUACGCUGCAGUUGCAUCUCAAGGAUGCUAUAAAACUACGUCCAAACUAAGUGUACUAGCACGACCACAUCCACCUGCUCAACAUGCAUUCCUAACCCAAAUUGUUUCAUCUUCUUCUUUGUUAGUCAUUAAAGACCCUAAAUCAGAAGUAACCAGUUAAUUGUUACAACACUUCACUUAGGUCUUAACUAUAUAUGUUUUAUUUUUCAUAAAAACAAACAAAUUUAUACAUAAUUUAUAAUACAUAUAUAUAUAUAUACAAAUAUCAUUCAUAGAUAUAUU